AUGACGGAUGUACAGAAACUUCGUAUCUGUUUAGUCUGGACCAUUUUGGACUGGCAGAGAGAGAUCUCACAUGCUCUUUUAUCGUCAGACGGCAGGUGUCCGGUGUCAAAACAGCCUCCAAGGAGACACGGCAAACACCAACGCUGCAGAAGCAACGGCGCUGGCGUCAGCGGCCGCGUCAGUCCCGGCAUUCCGAACGGGACAGUCCACUGCCAUUGCCCGAAAUGCUACACCGUCCCUGUCCGAAAGAGGGUCCGCCUGCGCACGUCGACCGUCACCUUGCUGAGUCUGCCCGAGGAGGUCCUCCUUUGCGUGCUUCAGUGUCUGUCCGCCGAGGACCUGCUGUCCGUCAGGGCUGUCCAUUCUCAGCUGCGUGACAUUGUUGACCACCACGCCAGUGUUUGGGCCCGGGCCAGCUUCAGAGACGUUUGGCCAUCUCCUGAAAAUUUAUGGUUGUUUGAAAGAGCUGCAGAAAAAGGGAAUUUCGAAGCGGCCGUCAAGUUAGGGAUUGCAUAUUUGUACAACGAAGGACCGCUGCUGAGCGACGAGGGCCGAGCGGACGUGUGCGGACGGAAAGCCUCGCACUUCUUCGGACUCGCCGAGAGCCUGCGCUCGCCCGUCGCCGACCCCUUCAGUUGGCUGUUCAUCCGGCCGCCGUGGUCACCCACAGGCAGCUGCUGCAAGGCGGUCGUCUUUGAACACCUCAAGGCCGAGUGCGAGCGUGACAAGGAAAAGAAGGGCCCCUUGUUGCACUGCUUGGCUAGAGUAUUACAGCUAUUUGAAGAGGAUGACAAACACGCGGAGGCCAUAUCCAUGUUGGAAGAGUCAUCGCGUUGCGGUUGUUUGCAGAGCUCCUUCCUUUUAUGGCAGCACAAACGCAAAGCUGCUAUGUCGGAUCCAGGCAGGUACCUCCAGUAUGUUCGAACCCUGAGAGACUACGCCACAAGGGGGUGCUGGGAAGCGCAGCUGUCCCUAGCCAAAGUUUGCACCAGUAGCAACCCUCUCGGUUUGGACGCCAAAGCUUGCUCGGACAUAGUGUCGCAGCUUUUUGGCAGCUCCCGGCAGGCGGAGCACCGCAUCGAUCGCCACACGCUGAGACUGGGCAUCAAGGACACUAUGAGAUACAUUCUGGUGGAUUGGCUGGUGGAGGUCACCACCAUGAAGGACUUCUCCAGCCUGACUCUGCACGUGACGGUGGGCUGCGUGAACCGAUACUUGGCGCUGCGCUCCGUCCCUAAAGUUCGUCUACAGCUGCUGGGAAUCGCCUGCAUGGUGGUUUGUACGCGAUACAUCAGUAAGGAUAUCCUUACUAUAAGAGAAGCGGUGUGGCUCACCGACAAUACCUACAAGUAUGAGGACCUGGUCCGAAUGAUGGGGGAGGUCGUUUCCGUGCUGGAGGGGAAAAUCAGAUGCCCAACACUGCUGGACUACGGCGGGGUGCUGCUAUCCCUCCUGCCCCUGGAGCGGCGGAGCGCUCACCUCUUCAGCUACAUCUGCGAGCUGUCCCUGCUGCACUCGGUCCUGGCGGCUCCGCCUGCCGCCAAGCUGGCAUGCGCCAUCCUACUGCUCACCAGAGCCAUGCAUCACUACGCUCCCGUAUGGCCCAGUCAUUUGGCGGACUACACGGGCUUCUCCAAGCAAGACCUGUGCCAGCUUGCCGUGCUCGUCUUUGUCAAGUGUUUCAGCCCAGACAUACUCAUAGAUUACCGACUCGUGUGUCUGACCGGCGUCAAGCAGCGCUUCGAAGAUGACGUCUACCAGCGCAUCAGCAGCGAGAAAGUGAUGGGUUUUACGGAGCUGUGUCACAUCCUUGAAAUUCCCGAAACGGUGCCCGAGACGGAGCCUCCGAGCCCUACCGGCCAACCCGCGGACAUCCACGCCUUUCUCGCUUCGCCUUCCGGCUCAAGUAAAAGGAGGCGAGACGACGGCACGCGGGCCGACGGGGGCGGGCGGGUGUCCACUCCCACCGCCGAGCUGUCCAAUCAGGAGCAGACGUUGCUGGUGGAAAUCCUGGACUGGAGUCUGGAUUCCUCCUCAGGCUAUGAGGGCGAUCGAGAGGAGAGCGAGGGCGAGAAAGAUGGAGAUCAUUCAGUGACAUCCAUCAAAAUUGAAGCCGGCACGGCCAACUCGUGUCGAGACAAUUGCCGAGCGCUAUCCAGCGACGAAGAAGUCUCGGGCCUGCCCGAAAGAGAGCGGACCCAUCGUCCCAAAAAGCGGGAGGGCCUUUUCUUCUCCAAGGACCUUCACACUUCGGGCUAUUCAUCAGUGCAGAGCACCAGUUCCUCGUCGUCGUCUUCCUCGUCCUCUUCUCUCGUCCCGUGCUCGCUCCAAACUCUCCCCGCCGCUUCGGCAGACGCCUCCGCUCCGUCCCGACCGGGUUUCCGCCUUUUGGUUCCCGUGCAGCGGGCCCGCGGCCACUCCGGCAAGCAGGUAAAGCGUAAGAACUCGGCGGCGCACGGCGAGCCGGCGAAAGAAGAGGAGCCGGCUUUUUGCCUUCCAUAG
Molecule: messenger RNA, 2502 nt
Organism: Nerophis lumbriciformis (worm pipefish)
Lineage: Eukaryota; Metazoa; Chordata; Actinopteri; Syngnathiformes; Syngnathidae
Source: RefSeq, a predicted model, not a curated record